AUGUCAAAGCACUCGACAAUGGCCUCGGAAGAACACCAGCGAUGGGAGACAACUGAUGCAUUGGUUAGAACCGGACUCAGAGAUGUUGGGUAUCGCUAUGUCAAUCUGGAUGAUUGUUGGCAAAAGACAAGAAGUCCGAGCGGUGAGAUUCUACCUGACGAGAAUGCCUUCCCAUCGGGUAUGAAAGCUCUUGCCGAUUACGUGCACGGGAAAGACAUGUUGUUCGGACUAGUUUUAAUCAGUCCCCACAAUACAAAAAACUUUUGCUAUUGCACAUCUCUACCUAGUUGCCACGCAACAAGGACUGGAUUCGAAAGGGUUGAAAGCGGUAAUUAG
Paraglomus occultum is the source of this 336-nucleotide messenger RNA. The record is from the annotation of a GenBank genome assembly. Lineage: Eukaryota; Fungi; Glomeromycota; Glomeromycetes; Paraglomerales; Paraglomeraceae.